CCGAGAACGCGUCUACACGGUAACCCAACGGGAAACAUUGUUUCUGGUACUGGACGAAAAAAAAAACAACACAUUUUUAGUACUUAGUAUUUAAAGUUCCGUGUGCCAUUUAGUUGAAACUACAUUGCCGCAGUCCAUGAGCACAAAAAUGAGAACUUUAGAAGCCUCUAAAGAAAAAAGUCAGUUGAAGACUGAAGGCUUUACGGUGAAAUCAACCAUGAAGAACUCUGUCGUUGUUGGACCACCUGCAGCUGGAGCUUUUCGAGAGAGACCUGCAAAGCCUACAGCAUUUCGCAAAUUCUAUGAGCGAGGAGACUUCCCAAUAGCUCUGGAACAUGAUACAAAGGGAAACAGGAUAGCCUGGAAGGUGGAGAUUGAAAAACUGGACUACCACCACUACCUGCCUUUGUUUUUUGAUGGGCUGUGUGAGACAGUGCACCCUUAUGAGUUCUUCGCACGACAGGGCGUUCACGAUAUGCUGGAGCACGGAGGCACCAAGAUCCUCCCUGUCAUCCCACAGCUGAUCAUUCCCAUCAAGAAUGCUCUGAACACACGAAACAAGCAAGUGAUCUGUACCACGUUGAAGGUCCUGCAGCACCUGGUAGUUUCAGGAGAAAUGGUGGGAGAGGCACUGGUGCCUUACUACAGGCAGAUCCUUCCCAUCCUGAAUAUCUUCAAGAACAUGAACAUAAAUUCUGGAGAUGGGAUUGACUACAGCCAACAGAAGAGAGAAAACAUCGGGGAUCUGAUCCAGGAGACGCUGGAGGUGUUUGAGCGCUAUGGGGGCGAAGACGCCUUCAUCAAUAUCAAAUACAUGGUCCCCACAUACGAGUCCUGCAUGCUGAACUGAGAGGAGGUCAGCACACACUCCCAGACCUCAGCCUCAGACCCUCACACAGCACCACAUGCUUUCAUUAGACUGAAACUUCCCUUUGUAAAUGAUUAAAUUCCUAACAGCAUUCUUUAUUUCUGUUGUUUGAAAUACCUGUUCGUAUUUCCCCAUCCUGUUAAACACCUUUGGAAAGCACAUUUUUUUUCUUUUGAAAAAAAUAUUAAUUAUCCUUCAUUAAAGCAACAUUUUUUUCAAUCA
Molecule: messenger RNA, 1090 nt
Organism: Lepisosteus oculatus (spotted gar)
Lineage: Eukaryota; Metazoa; Chordata; Actinopteri; Semionotiformes; Lepisosteidae
Gene: pacrg
Product: PARK2 co-regulated
Cellular component (GO): neuron projection; vesicle; cytosol
Molecular function (GO): Hsp90 protein binding; Hsp70 protein binding
Source: RefSeq, a predicted model, not a curated record